AUGGUCAUCAGUGAUAAUGAUCCAAUUGAUUGGGACGUCGAUGAAAUAGUGGCUUUCCUCUGUGACCCCGUGUCAGCACCUUGGGCAGCGUCUGCGAAUUCCUUACGCCCUAAUCUUGUCGAGCUUGAACAAGCUCUUCGUGAAAAUUUCAUUAAUGGAGAGGUACUCUUGUAUCACGUGGACAAAGAUUCCCUCAAGGAUGACUUGCAAAUCAAAGCGCUAGGCCAUCGUAGCAGCGUUUUGAGGGCCGUUGACUGGCUGCGAGCCAAAUCUGCAAAAUAUCGCAUGUCCAUGGACAAGUCUCAAGAGGCUGACAACAUAUUUUUCCAUGAACCGACCCGAUCACCGUCUCAUAGAACUGCUGCCACUGCUUCAUUGGAACCACCGAGUCGAGUUUCGGCCCAAUCACCUCAAGUGACCGCCCCUUCAACCAAAGGCUCAAAGCCAAUUCAGCGAGUGGCUCCGAUUCAAAUAAAUUCAAUCCCUAGACAUGGUAGCAGCAACGAAGCCCAUCCACGCCAGGCUAAUUCAGCAAUUUUCGUCACCGAAGAUAAGUCUAGUGAGCUGACGUCUCAAGAGAAUGCCUUCUAUGACAGACUGCUUCAGAAGUAUCAGGUCGAGGAUGAUCAACCUCUCCCGGGAUAUGGAGAGUCUGGCUCAGAAGGUGAAUUUGAUGCCGUGACUUGGGAAGAAAUUCUCGAAGAGAACCCAAUGCUCAAAGACCCUUAUCUGGUUCACAACCCCCUCCCUCUCGAGGAGCGGAAAUCUGUCCUGUCGAGAUAUAUCGAGGAACAAAAUCAGAAGUGGCGAAUCAAUUAUCUGCCUCGAGAAGCACCCUAUGCCCGAGAGCUAUGGCUCCAGACCCGGGACCAAGCCGUUCUUGAGGCAUAUAACCGUGACUGUUCCGACCACCUUCGUAAUCUCGAGGGCCGGUUGAAAAAGCUUAAAGAGGCAAUAAUAUCGGUCGAACACAGAUCAAAAAUCCCUUUCCAGAAGGCAUGUGGCAGCCUCGAUACCACCCUCAACCAAAUAUUUCAUGAAAGGUGGAAACUGUCUGUCAUGGCGCUUGCGCUGUGUCCGCGUUCCGUGUCUCAUCCACCUAAAGCCCCAAGGCCUCGGAAAGAGCCCCCUGAUGACGACGACGACGACGACGAUGAUGAUGCAGAAGAAGAGUCGCUCGGGUCUGAUACAGAAACUGCCUCCGAGCAAUCAUUAACCACUGACAGCGAUGUUCGAUCCGGCGAUGAUUCAUCAGAGGAGUUUCUAACCGAGAAAGUAAAAAGCCAGCCUUGGUUGGCCGUUUUUCAAUCAUCUUCGAGCGAUGACAGUGAGACUGAUCUACAUUCCAACAAGCGGCGCCGAGUCCUUGACAGUGAAAAGCAAGACGUGGCCAAAAGCAGACGACAUACACAUGGCCAUGGCCCUUUCAUGGAUCUUGAAGAUGUCGAUGUUGAUACCAUUGAGUCUCUAGACACAAAUUCGAACCUGCCUUCAGAGGCGCCGGAACCCAGCUCUCACAGGGCAGUUGAAUUAUCAAUUGAGACACCUCCUCUCAACCCAACCCAAACAGAUAUCCGAGAUUCUGACGUACCGGACGAUAUGCUGGUAAAAACUCCUCCGUUGAAUCCGACCCAUCUAAUGCGCGUGAGGCAGGCAAUGCCAAAGCUCAACCUGUCCCAGUGCUCCGCAACGCGAAACAACAAAAGUCAUUCGCCCCCACCCCAGAACCAUGGUAUCAACACCCCAGCACCAGCCGACGACGAUAUCGAAUUAUUUGAUAGGAUGGGAAAUAUGUCUUGGAAGGAAAUUGAGACCAGCAAAAAUGGCAUGCACCUAUUGGCCAAACUUCUCAUGACUCUGAAGUCUCACGAGAUCAAAGAAUAUCGUGUUUUCUUGCACGAUAUGGUAGAACCGGAGUACAGAAACAUCGUUGAGGAGGCGCUGUACGCGAUGGUUAGCAACGACCGAUCCUUACAAGAUAGAGACAAGGACGAAAGCGCGCUGAUUAUGCGACUGGCGGCUAUGUUUAUGUCCUGGUACCACUGUAUCCAGUUGAAGCCCGCGGGGGUUGGAAGUGGCUUGCUUGAAAGGACCAUUGACGCAAUUGAAGAUGAAGGAAUGUUUCUGAAGUUCUUCAGGAGGCUCAAGAGGCUACAUUUAGCUUACGAAGUGUGGUAUACUGCCCAAGGAUUCCCAAGCGAUGACGAUGAAGAGGACGGGACUCAUAGCUCUCCUAGUGGUGAUAUCAGCUCCAUGAACAAGCCCCAAAAACGAAAAAAGAAAGGGAAAGGGUCUAAAAUCAAAACAAGCGGUGCGAGACCACUCAGCAAUAUGCAGAGAGAGGCCCAAGAGCGGCAGGCAAGACAAGAAAGAGCCAGAGACCGUCUCCUUCGUGAGCGAGAACUACAAGGCCUGAGUACAAGCGACCCAGAUGGCCAAGCUGUUACCUUCAAAGAGCCUGUCAUUUAUCUCCAUCCGCAUCUUGGGAAGUUUGUGAAGCCACAUCAACUAGCAGGUAUUCAGUUCAUGUGGAGAGAGCUGAUCGAAGCCAAUAAUCAGCAAGGUUGUCUGCUUGCUCAUGUCAUGGGGCUAGGCAAGACUUUUCAGGUGAUAGCCCUGUUGGCCACUAUUGCUGCAUGUGCUGCCUCAAAUAACCCGCAGAUCCGAGCACAGGUGCCAGAAAAGUUCCAUCGCCCCCAGUUCUUAAUCUUAUGUCCGUCCUCAGUGGUGCAAAAUUGGACAGAUGAGUUCGUUCUCUGGCUUCCAGAAGGUCAUCACCUUGGACCAAUCAGAGAGAUCAUCUCUCGUGGGAAACAGCUUGAGAUGAAUGGAAGAAUUGACACAAUCAAAGCCUGGAACGAAGAAGGUGGCAUUCUCAUUAUGAGUUACGAGAUGCUGCGGAUACUUAUUCUCAACAAAUCAACAAAAAUUGGCACUUGUCUUGACCCAUUGGAACAUACAAUGAUUCAAGACUGCCUGUUGUCAGGCCCCAAUAUUAUCGUUGCAGAUGAAGCCCACAAGCUGAAGGGCGAGAGGUCUGCCAUUUCUCAGGUUGCCUCCCGAUUCAAAUCUACAAGCCGCAUUGCUUUAACUGGUUCGCCUCUUGCAAACCACCUCUCAGAGUAUUUUCAGAUGGUGGAGUGGGUUGCAAGGGGUUAUUUGGAAGAUCUGACAACUUUCAAACGGAAAUUCGUUGAGCCUAUUCAAGCUGGGUCUUACAUUGACAGUACUAUGAUGCAACAGAGAGAAAGUUUGAAAUCUUUGCAGCUCCUCAAUGGAAUCUUGCAGCCGAAGGUUCUCCGCGCAGAUACUUCGGUGAUCGCAUCAGACUUGCCGUCAAAAACGGAAUUCGUGCUUGUCGUCCCUUUGACUGGUCUACAAAAAGAGGCUUACAAUCUUUUCGUGGAGAGUACACUAUCGGGUAGCGCAGAUAUCAGCACCAAAUUAUGGUCCUGGCUUGCGAUUUUGCAGCUUUGCUGUAACCAUCCGUAUCCUUUUCGCGAGAAACUCUUUGAUCGGUUGAAAAUCCCUGAGGAUUCAGACGGCCAGUCUGUGCUUCCACAGUCCAUACAAGAUGCCGGGCUCCCAAGAGAUUUGUUUUCCAAAAUGGAAGAGCUUUUCAACCAGUUUCCCAACCUCAAAAUGGCCAGCUUAUCCAAUCGAAUUCUUCUGCUGGAUGAAAUUCUAGACCGCUCGAUCAGGUCUGGGGAUAAGGUACUGAUAUUUACUCAAAGCCUUCCUACAAUGGACUAUCUAGACUUCUUUUUGAGAAAAGGCACACGCAAGUAUCGACGUAUCGAUGGCUCCAUGUUGGGACCUAACCGUCAGAUCGCAACCAAAAACUUUAACACCAAUUCGGAUGAAGAAAUUCUCCUCAUUUCAACCCGCGCCGGUGGUGUGGGCUUGAAUAUGUUUGGGGCAAAUCGCGUUAUCAUCUUUGAUUUCCUGUUCAACCCUAUGUGGGAAGAACAGGCUAUCGGACGUGCUUACCGGCUUGGUCAAAAGAAGCCAGUCUAUGUUUAUCGGUUCAUCGCCGGUGGCACAUUCGAAGAGCUCAUUUUCAACCAGGCGAAAUUCAAAAGAGAACUUGCGGUUCGCGUGGUUGACAAGAAGACUGUCGUGCGCCAGAGCACACGUAACACGCACACAAAGUAUCUCUUUCCUGUGAAAGACGUCGAGAAGGAUCAAGAUUGUGAUGUUCUUGGGAAGGAUCCAAAGGUGCUGGACAGAAUCCUAGCUAGAGACGGCAAUGAGAUUGUUCUCAGGGCGACAUUGUCCCACAUUCAGGACAAUGAAAACGAUCGCUUGACCGAGGAAGAAAGCCGCCUUGUUGAAGAUGAGCUCAAAUGCGAGCGGCUCAAGCGCUCCAAUCGCAGAGCAUACGAUGCUGAGAUGACGAGACGACACCUUGCAGAUCAAGUUCGAUUCCAACAGGAGAUGGCUCAGAAUAAAAUGAAGUGGGGAUUUCAAAGAAUGCCACAGGGGCCAACUUUGAUUCAAAACCAGUCAAAUUUCCCGCAGGAUUACCAAAUUUCUCAUGCAGGAGAUGAUCAGAGCGCCGGUGUACCAGCACUAUAUGCCGAUUCAUAUGAUGCCAGUCCGAUGGGUGGAUCGACGAGUCAGAUGUCAUCAGGUUAUGAGACUCCCAAUUUUGACCAAUCUCAGCCGCAGUCGCAGAGCUACCAUCCAAGUUCAACGUCUUUGCUGCGUGAUAUUUUCCCUGAGAUGUCAGCAUCUGAUUCCACAUAUUAUGCACCCAGCUCCACCUCCGUGAGCCAAAAACCUCGCCACAUUCCUUCUGACCUGCCUUCACUGGAACCCAAUUCUAUAGAUGCCACCUACGUUAACCUGGUGGACGAGGUCUCCGAUCCUAUUCUUCACACACCAGGAAUGCCACAGACAGCCUCGAUGAUGCCAUGUACUAGCUCAACUGCUGCAGUUGCUCCUUCUCAGACCACUCAACCACAGACUGGUCUAGACGGCACAGAUGACGUGGAAUAUUCUGGUCAGGGGACUUUGAUGCUGAAGGGCCAGGAAAGCUCCGCUCAGUUGCCUCCGGAUAAACUGCCCAAGGGAAUCAGUCACAAGCAAACCACAUCUACAGCGAAUAUUUCCCAAGACAAACCCGAUGGCUCUGACUCCCAAAAGCCCAUUGAUAACAGCCAAGCCAAUAUCUUGAUUCCCAGCGUUGAAAAUACGCAGGUUUCCGACCCAGUUCCAGUCUGCCAAGCUGGCCCUGGCACUGGCCAAAACAAAUCUUCGGACCCCUCCAUCGAAAACAUGCAGGUCUCUGGUCCAAUUCCAGCAAGUCCCACCGAUCUGAUAGAGCUCUUGCGUACGCCCUCAUCUGUUGCUAUGGAUAUCAGCGAUGGAGAUUGA
Messenger RNA from Penicillium macrosclerotiorum, 5379 nucleotides. Its product is annotated as putative SNF2 family helicase/ATPase. The coding region runs from base 1 to 5379 and encodes 1792 amino acids. Gene Ontology annotation, cellular component: nucleus. The transcript has 2 exons. The record is from RefSeq and is a predicted model, not a curated record. NCBI's taxonomy places the organism in Eukaryota, Fungi, Ascomycota, Eurotiomycetes, Eurotiales, Aspergillaceae. Gene Ontology annotation, molecular function: ATP binding; ATP hydrolysis activity; ATP-dependent chromatin remodeler activity.